CACUUGCUGCAACAGCGCUUGAGCGGUGUGGUGUGACACGCAGAGCGCCAGGAUGGGAGCCAUCCUCGUGUACUUGCAGCACCAGGCGCUGCUGCUGUGGCUGGUGCUCGCGGUCGGCUGGGCCUGGUCCGGCCUGAACCGCCGUCGGGAGCGGCUGCGGCGCGUAGCGCUGCGGCGUGCCGCUGCUACUGCCAACAGCAGCGCCAGUACUGCUACUGCCGCCGCCGCUGAUGCACGCCAGCCAGAAGCGCAGGCACCAGCACCGCCGCCUCCGCCGCUUCCGCCGCCUGUGCCGCCGCCGCUGCCGCCCGUGAGUGUGGUGAUGCCUGUCAAGGGCUGCCGGCCGCACAGCCUAGCCAACUGGGAGAGCCACCUGGGCGCCACGUACGAUGGCCCCAUCGAAUUCGUGUUUGUGGUGGAGUCGCUGGAAGACCCCGCAGUGCCCGUGCUACUGCAGCUGGCGGCGGCGGCACCGGCAGUAGCAGGCGCUGCGCCGGCUGCAGCAGGGGCAGCCGCGCAAGCGGCUGUAGCAGCCCCGCCGGCCGCGCAGCCGCGCUGCCGCCGGCGUGUGCGGAUCGUGGUGGCGGGCCUGGCGACCACGUGCAGUCAGAAGGCUCACAACCUGUGUGCCGGCAUUGAGGCCUGCAGCUUCCUGGCCGGCUGGGCCGACGACGCCGCGGCAGCCGAGCAAGCUGCUGCAGCUACUGCUGCCACUGCCGCUGGUGCUGCUACUGCCGCCACUGCGGCUGGUGCUGCUACUGCCGCCACUGCCGCUCCUGCAGCUACUGCCUCAGUCCAGCAACCGCAGCGGCACACGUCGGCAGUAGCAGCCGACGCGAGGGCGGAGCACGCGGAAGACGGCGGCUGGGUUGUUGUGGAGGGCGGGCGAAACGGCGGCGGCGCCACAACCGCCACCACCGCCACCGCCACCGCUUCCAAUGCUGCUGCCGCUACCACAGCUACUGCUGCUGCUCCUGCCACUGGCAGUAGCACCAGCACCAGCACCACUACAGCUGCAGCUGCAGCUGCUGCAGCUGCAGCUGCUACAGCCGCUGGCGGCUACGUGCUGUGCCUGGAUGACGACGUGCAGCUGCACCCGGGCAGUGUGCGAGAGCUGGUGGGGGAGAUGGAGGCGGACACGGGGCUGUUCAUGGCCACGGGUGAGGUGGGGGAGAUGGAGGCGGACACGGGCCUGUUCAUGGCCACGGGUGAGGUGGGGGAGAUGGAGGCGGACACGGGCCUGUUCAUGGCCACGGGUGAGGUGGGGGAGAUGGAGGCGGACGUGGGGCUGUUCAUGGCCACGGGUGAGGUGGGGGAGAUGGAGGCGGACGUGGGGCUGUUCAUGGCCACGGGUGAGGUGGGGGAGAUGGAGGCGGACACGGGCCUGUUCAUGGCCACGGGUGAGGUGGGGGAGAUGGAGGCGGACACGGGCCUGUUCAUGGCCACGGGUGAGGUGGGGGAGAUGGAGGCGGACGUGGGGCUGUUCAUGGCCACGGGUGAGGUGGGGGAGAUGGAGGCGGACGUGGGGCUGUUCAUGGCCACGGGUGAGGUGGGGGAGAUGGAGGCGGACGUGGGGCUGUUCAUGGCCACGGGUGAGGUGGGGGAGAUGGAGGCGGACGUGGGGCUGUUCAUGGCCACGGGUGAGGUGGGGGAGAUGGAGGCGGACACGGGCCUGUUCAUGGCCACGGGUGAGGUGGGGGAGAUGGAGGCGGACACGGGCCUGUUCAUGGCCACGGGUGAGGUGGGGGAGAUGGAGGCGGACGUGGGGCUGUUCAUGGCCACGGGUGAGGUGGGGGAGAUGGAGGCGGACGUGGGGCUGUUCAUGGCCACGGGUGAGGUGGGGGAGAUGGAGGCGGACACGGGCCUGUUCAUGGCCACGGGCUACCCCUUCGACGUGCUGCCCCCCGGCUCCCGCCUGCCCGCCCACCUUGCGGCCGUGUACCACCUGCCCCUGCUCAUCGCCUUUAGCGUGCGCCCCGACACCGCCUUCGUGUGGGGCGGCUGCAUGGCGCUGAGGCGGAGGGCGCUGGUGCCGGGAGACCCCACAGGGCUGCUGCGGGCCUGGCGCGACGGCGGCUACAGUGACGACCUCAUCGCCGCCUCGCACUGCACCCAGCGCCGCCUACGCAUACGAGUGCCGCCCUUCGCCAUAUUCCCGCAGAGGCUGGACCCGCACAUGACGUGGCGCCAGUGGCUCAACUACCUGCACCGCCAGCUGUUUGUGCUGGACACGUACGCCGGCGCCCACAACCGCUCCACCAACCACACCCUCAUGGCGCUGCACUCGCUGCUGUCGUGGCUGCUGGUGCUGCCCAGCCUGGCGGCGCUGGCGACUGCAAUGAGUCGGUUGUGGGGUCUGGCGGCGGUGGCGGCCGCCGCCGCCCUGCCGCCCCUGCUGCGCCUGCUGCUGCUAAUGCUUGGCGGCGGCGGACCCCUAGCAGAACAGCAGCAGCUGCUACAGCCGCUGCUACAGCCCCUGCAGAUCCUGGCGGCGCUGGCGCUGCCGCCGCAGCUGCUACUGCCGCUGCAGAGCUGCCUAGGACAGCUAGAAGAGGCAGUAGCACCGGCGGCGGCGGCGGGGGCUGUAGCAGCUGCAGAUGCCGGUGUUGGUGCUGCUACAGCCUCGGGGCUGGCUUCGGGGUCGGUGGCGGCGGCGGCGGCGCGGCUGGGGUCGCUGCUGCUACAGCUGUUCCCGAGCGGCGUGGUGGCUGUAGCACUGGGCUGGGUGCUCGCGCACGCAGCCCUGGUGUUUAUGACAGCCGAGGUCCUGGGCCUUUUCCGCGAGCUCUCACCCCAACAACAGCAACAACCAACGACUCAGCACCCCUCCUCUACCACAUCUUCCUCCUCCGCUCCCUCCGCCUCCCCCUCCUCCGCUCCCUCCGCCUCCCCCUCCGCCCCCUCCGGCGACCGCGCCCUGCCGCUGCUGUGCUGGUACCGCUGGGGGCGGCUGUGGCUGGGCCUGCUGGCUGCCAACACCGCACUGCCGCCGCUGAUGGCCUGGGCCUACCUGUGGCCGCAGGUGGAGUGGGGCGGGGUGCUGUACCACAAGCGGCGCGGGCGGGUGGUGCCCGUGCGGAGGCGGCUGUACCCCGGAGGGCCCUGGGGCCCACCACUGCCCACCCCCGGCGCCGCCGCCGCCGCCUCCGGCACUGCUUCUGCCUGUGGCACUACCCCCGGCACCGCCGCCGCCUGUGGCACAGCUUCCGGCACCGCCGCACCCGCCGCCGCCGCCGCCGCCGCCGCCGCCGCCGCCGCGGCUGCACCGCCGCCUGCGACGUCGUGAGUAGUUGGGAGUGUUACGCAGGGGUGAAACCCUGGCUGUAGCCGGGAGCAACAGCAGCAGCAGCAGCAGCAGCGACAGCGGUACUAGCACCGGCAGCUGUCAGUUGUGGCUGUAGCAGCGGUGGGCAGCAAGUGUGAAUGCGUUCAAAUGUGGACGUGGCGGGGCGUGCGGCCGCCGGGGUUGCGCUGUUUGAGCGGUGGGCGUUGGCGUGGGGUGUGGGCGCGUGGACUGUUGGUGAGCGAAUGGGCAAUGCAUGCGUGCGUGUGCGUGCCAGCGCAAGGGAGCGCGAGUGCGUGCGGCAAGAGCUGUGGACGCGCAAAAGCAUGCUGAGGGUAUAAGUCGGAUUGGGCAUUAUUCACUAGUAUUAAUCCGGAGCAUGGCUGUUUGUGCGUCCAGCACUCGUCUAUCAGUACGCGUACUGCGUUUGAGGCCUCGGCAUUUGGGCUCGGGGCCUGCUAAGCGCGGUGUAAUCUUGGUGUUGCAUUAUGCUGCGUGGAGUGCGAAUUAUCAGGACUAGCGUUAGGUUGAGGCCGCGGGCUCCCGGGGCCGAGGCUGGAGCUGGCGGAUCUUUGGCGGGCGGGGUAACCCGUAAUGGCAGUUAGCCAGGCCAGCCGGCCAAACGUUGGGCCUGCGAGGCCGUGGCAUCUCGCUCCGCCAUU
This is a messenger RNA of Chlamydomonas reinhardtii, 3945 nucleotides long. RefSeq lists its product as uncharacterized. The record is from RefSeq and is a predicted model, not a curated record. The transcript has 10 exons. Gene Ontology annotation, biological process: glucosylceramide biosynthetic process. Bases 53 to 3286 code for a protein of 1077 amino acids. Gene Ontology annotation, molecular function: ceramide glucosyltransferase activity. Gene Ontology annotation, cellular component: membrane. Lineage: Eukaryota; Viridiplantae; Chlorophyta; Chlorophyceae; Chlamydomonadales; Chlamydomonadaceae.